UGAGGCUGGCCAUAUCAAGUAACCAUUAUCACAUCAGGGCCCACAGGAGUUAAAAAUACACCACCACCCGAGCCCCAACUGGAUGACAAUUGAGUAAUAACAAUAGAAAUAGCUCACACUCCGUAAGACCAUCUUUCCCCUUCCUGGAGAACUCUUCUGAGAUCAUCGGCAUUGCAAUGAAGAGACAGCCAGAGCCAGUUAGAGGGAAACUUCAGAUCUUUCAGAAGAUGGGGAAAGAGUCUCAAGCAAGAGCUGGGUGGCCGGUGCUCGAGUACCAUGCUGCCUUGGUCACAGGAGACCUGGACCGUCUUAAGCUCCUCAUGGACCAGUUCUUCCAGGAUGCCAACGUGGUGUUUGAGAUCAAGACGGAUGAGAUGGAGUGGCAAGUGAAAUCUCCGGCCACGUUUGGAACGUCAGGCCUCUGGACCUUGGAGUACAAGCGCGAGCUCACCACGCCCCUGUGCAUCGCCGCGGCCCGGGGCCACACGGCCUGCGUGCGCCACCUGCUCGGCCGCGGCGCGGACCCCGACGCCAGCCCCGGCGGCCGCGGCGCCCUGCACGAGGCCUGCCUGGAGGACCACACGGCCUGCGCCCAGCUGCUGCUGCAGCACCGCGCCGACCCCGACCUGCUCAGCGCCGACGGCCUGGCACCCCUGCACCUCUGCCGCACGGCCGCCUCGCUGGGACCCUCGGCCUCGGCCCCGCCCGCCGCCUGGCCCCGCCCGGACCCGGACCCAGACCCGGGAGCUCUCGGGCACGGCCGCCAGAGCCCCUCGGAGGCCACCGGGCCCCCCGCCCCGGCCUCGGCCCCAGCCCGGGCCCCGCGCCGGUUUAAUUAG
Kogia breviceps (pygmy sperm whale) is the source of this 839-nucleotide messenger RNA. RefSeq names its product ankyrin repeat and SOCS box protein 18-like. NCBI's taxonomy places the organism in Eukaryota, Metazoa, Chordata, Mammalia, Artiodactyla, Physeteridae. The record is from RefSeq and is a predicted model, not a curated record. Gene Ontology annotation, molecular function: protein binding.